This is a messenger RNA of Colletotrichum higginsianum IMI 349063, 213 nucleotides long. RefSeq lists its product as uncharacterized. The transcript has a single exon. NCBI's taxonomy places the organism in Eukaryota, Fungi, Ascomycota, Sordariomycetes, Glomerellales, Glomerellaceae. Bases 1 to 213 code for a protein of 70 amino acids. The record is from RefSeq and is a predicted model, not a curated record.
AUGUCGAAGCUGCUCGAUGAGGUGAGCGUCUGCGUUGCUAGGCAGACCAUUCUCAUCGAGUCACGGGAUUUGUCGGACCCGGAUGGGCCAUCUUUGUGGCAUUGGGAACCCAUAUUCCAAAUGCCACAAGACCCGACCGAGGACAGUUCGAUUCAAAGAGACGUCGAGCAGCCAAAUGCGGCACUGGACGAGGCAGCUGGAUUGAUCAAGUGA